Messenger RNA from Sinocyclocheilus grahami, 1461 nucleotides. Its product is annotated as ceramide-1-phosphate transfer protein-like. Gene Ontology annotation, molecular function: ceramide 1-phosphate transfer activity; ceramide 1-phosphate binding. Gene Ontology annotation, biological process: ceramide transport; intermembrane lipid transfer. Lineage: Eukaryota; Metazoa; Chordata; Actinopteri; Cypriniformes; Cyprinidae. The transcript has a single exon. Gene Ontology annotation, cellular component: cytosol; membrane; cytoplasm. The record is from RefSeq and is a predicted model, not a curated record. Bases 16 to 735 code for a protein of 239 amino acids.
AGUGUAUAUUUUGGAAUGCCAAUUGUAACUUUCUGCAACUAUAUAAGUAGAAACAAACACAUUAAAAAUGUAUCUCAUUUUUCUGUGCAUUUAAGGUUUUUGGAAGCCUUGGGGCCAAUGGUGGGUUUAAUUUCACAAGAAAUUGAGUCGAAAACUGCCAUCAUCCGGGACCUGGCCCAAAAAGCGGAGAAAGAGCCACUGAAGAAAAUUAAGGAAAGAAAAAGAACGCACCAGCAAAGCGACCCAGUCUUAAUGAUAUCUCAUAACAGCUCGUCAGAUUACUCUGAAAUGAAUCACAGACUCUCAUUUGGUUACACUUCUGUUCGGUCUAUGAUUAAAUGGGAGCUGGAGAAUGGUUUGGUGGACUUCCACAAGCAGACAAACUCGGGCUGCAGGACUCUGUUGCGCUUGCAUCGUGCUCUGCUCUGGCUGCAAAAUUUCCUAUUGGAACUGGGGAAGGACACAACUGAAGAAGAGCAUCUACGAAGCCCUUCUGACCUCUGCAAAGAGACUUACCAGCGCACACUGGCCCACCAUCACACCUGGUGGGUAAGGAAAGCAGCGGAGCUGGCCUUUCUUGCUAUGCCUGAACGACCUUAUUUCUACCUGUUGGUGUGUGUGGAAACGCAGGCAGAAGCUGCUGUGGUGCUGAACAGGAUAGUGAGAGCAAUAGAAGAAGUGUAUGCGAGAAAUGAAGUCGCUCUACAGGAACACGGCAUGCUGGACCUACCCUGAGCGUAGAAAUAAAGAGAGAGAAAAUCAUGGGAGUGGGACCAACCUAGAGAAUAGGGCACUAAAUUAUAAGACUGGAGCUUUGAACCCUUAAGAGAAAAGAAUGAAAACUGCUGGAUAAAUACUUAUCCAUGGCUGCUUUAUUUGGUCUUGCUUAUAUACUCAAAGAAAGAUAAGUUUUCUUAAAGAUUUAGUGACCAGUUUUCUUAAAUUAUUUGAACAAAUUCAUGACAACGGGAAUGGGCCAUUUUUAUUCUUUAUCUGUUUGUAAAAAAAGGUUGCCAAGUAAGAAAAAAAAAUAAAACAAACAUUUCACUCUUAAACUAUUAAAUUCACAAUUACACUAUUACAAUUUUGUUGUUAAAACAACUAAAUAUACAGUAUACUGUUGGUGCUAAUGAAUGACCACUGUCCAAUACUUGAGUACCUUUUGCAUAAAGAGAACACAAUAAACCAUCAACACACAUUUUUAUAGUUAUUAGGCAAUGGAUGAAAAUUAUGAACUGGUAAACAUGCUGUGUUCAGUUCUGUGUUCAGUUUGGAGAAAUUGGAGAAAGCCACACAUUGAUUCUUGUGAAGAUAUUAGCAGUUUUCAGGUUUGAACCAUAAUAGUACUAGUCGAUUGUGAAAGAUGCAUUAAUGCAUGCUCAGCAAAUGGACAGAUUAGUCCAAAGUCCUGUUUUAACAGAAGACCUUUUUUUACAAUCCUUAUGCUUAUCAAAAGCAGUU